Triticum turgidum subsp. durum (durum wheat) is the source of this 3006-nucleotide messenger RNA. Lineage: Eukaryota; Viridiplantae; Streptophyta; Magnoliopsida; Poales; Poaceae. The record is from the annotation of a GenBank genome assembly.
AUGUUUUCAUUUUUAUUGCAGAUAAGCUUCUCCAAGCUAGCGGAUGAGCUGAAGUUGAUAGAUAAUUCGGUCGCUAGUGGCAAGCUGAUGGAUAAUUCUACCACACCAUCCCAACUGCAACCAUCGGGACUAGAGGUGGACAAGGAGGAUGGCAAGAUAAGCUUCUCCAAGCUGGCGGAUGAACUAAAGUUGAUGGAUGAUUAUGUUGCACCAUUCCAACUUCAACCAUCAUCGCUGGAGGUGGAGCAGGAGGAUGGCAAAGUGAGCCAACAGAAGAAGAGGAGGGCAUCAACCAUGAGUGUGGCGACCGGGGUGAUGAGCACCCUCAGUGGCAAGCUUACCACUUCCAUCAGCGACGAGUACAAUAAGCGCAAAGAGGUGAGGAAGCAGGCGUCAUUCCUGCAGAAGGAGUUGAGUGCCAUAAAUGCUACUCUUGAGCUGCCAGAGCUCAUGAAUGAGCUCGCUCCAGGGGCAAAAAAUUGGAGGGAUGAUCUCAGGGAGAUUUCCUAUGACAUGGAGAAUUGCAUUGAUGACUUCAACCGCCAAUUUGGAGGUGAGGAUGUUGAGGUAGGCUUUUUCUGGGAGGAUGUUGAACUUCACAAGAGGUUGUGCGAGCUUCAUCAGAUUUCCAACCAGAUGGAAGAGCUUAGGACUCUUGCGGUACAAUCAAAUGCUCGAUGUGAGAGUUACAAGAUUGAUAAUUGCAAGGCUAGCUAUGGUUUUGUAGCUGUCGACCCUCGGCUUCCCGCGAUCUACCAGGAGGCAAUCAGCCUUGUGGGCAUUGACGGCCCAAUGGAGGUGGUUUCCAAUUGGUUGAUGGAUACUCAGGAAAAACUCAAGGUUGUUUCUAUUGUGGGUUUUGGAGGUCUGGGUAAAACUACACUUGCCAAACAGGUGUAUGACAAGAUCAGGCAAAAUUUUGAUUGUGUAGCAUUCAUUUCAAUUUCACUGAGGCCUGAUAUGAGAGUACUUCUCAAUCGCCUAAAAUUGAAAUUUGGGAUAUAUGAGUCUUCUAACGAUCACGGAUUUGACGACAUCAUUGAAGAGCUAAGGAAGUAUCUUGCAAAUAAAAGGUACCUUAUUGUAGUUGAUGACUUGUGGGAUCAAUCAGCAUGGAAUACUAUUAGUUGUGCUUUUCCAGAUAAUGGUAAUGGGAGCAGAGUAUUAGUAACCACACGAGUGGAAGAUGUGGCUAGUGUGGCAUGUCGCUGUGACCGUGAAUGCAUUUACACAAUGAAGCCUCUCAAUGAAGAAAACUCUAGAAUGUUAUUCUCGAAUAGAGUAUUUGGGGCUGAAAUUGUUUGUCCACCCUAUCUUAAAGAUGUCACGGCUGAAAUUCUGAAGAAGUGUGGAGGAUUGCCGCUUGCAAUAAUCACUAUAGCUAGCCUAUUAGCUACUCAGGUGAGAUCAAUGAAACACUGGGAGAGCAUAAGAAAAUCUUUGCGUGUCCAAUCUGCCCCAAAUCCUUCAUUGAAAGACAUACAAAAUAUAUUAAACCUUAGCUACACACAUCUUCCUCUUCAUCUCCGGGCAUGUUUUUUGUACCUUGGUAUGUAUGCUGAGGACCACAUCAUAAGGCGGGAUCAGCUGGUUAAACAAUGGAUAGCUGAAGGCUUCGUCAGCAGUUUGCAUGGGCCAGAUUUGGAGGAUGUUGGCAGGAGUUAUUUUAAUGAGCUCGUCAACAGAAGCAUGAUUCAGCCAUGCAAAACUAGCUAUGGAGAGGUGUUGUCUUGCACAGUACAUGACAUGAUGCUUGAUUUGAUCCUAUGCAAGUGUGUAGAAGAUAAUUUUAUAAGUCUGGCAUACAAUUCUGAGGACAUCGCGAGACUACUGCAUCGCUGCAAAAACAAGGUUCGCCGACUAUCCCUGAGCUCCAUGGCUGUUGGUGGAGCAACAUAUGACACGGCUAUUGCUGCUAGGCUGUCACAAGUUCGGUCAUUACUGUUCAAUAAGCCUAUACUCCCUCUUUUGUGGUUCAAGUACCUCAGGGUGCUAAUCAUUUAUAACAGGUGGGGGAUGAUUGACCUCACCGCUGUUAGCCAAUUGUUUCAGCUGAGGUGUCUGAUGGUAAGUUCUGAUGGGAAGAUAAAGCUCCCUACUAAACUUGGAGAGCUUGUUUACUUGGAGACACUGGACAUAGAAACUUGCAGACUGAUGGAGAGCAUCCCCUCAGACAUAGUUAAUUUGCCCCGCUUGUCCUAUCUGCUACUUCCACCUGGGACAAAGUUUCCUGAAGGUAUCGGGAAUAUGAAAUUACUGCGCACUCUGCGAGGGCUUGACAUGGAAAAGAGCUCGCUGGAGUGUUUUAUGGGUCUUAGCGAGCUGACCAAUCUGAAGGAACUGUGUAUGUCAGUAGGUUCAUUGGAAAUGUUGAUGGGGUUGACAAAAGUUGAUGCUUUGGCUUGCUCCAUUGGAAAACUAUGUAAUCUUGAAUCUCUAUUCAUCUCUGGCAUUCAUGUUGAGCGUGAGGAUAGCCAGCAGCUGGGCUCAUUAUCCAAUCCUUUUCGACAUAUUGAGCAUCUUGAAUUGUCUUUUUGGCGGUUAUGGAGAGUUCCAAAAUGGUUGUGUGGUCUCCAUUGCCUGCGCAACCUUAAGCUGUAUGUUGAAAUGACAUCAACUCAGGAUGUUCAUCUGCUUGGAGAGCUUCCCUCUCUUGUCCGCCUCGAAUUCAGAGCAUGUGAAAUCCCUGGGCAAAGAGCUAUGUUAGGCACGGGGCUAUUCCCAGUUCUGGAGUUCCUAAAUUUGUGGUCUAGGAAAGACACUACAGCGUACCUGGGCUUCGAGGCAGGUGCUAUGCCCAGUUUACAAACACUCUGGUUCAGUGCGUCCAACUGGGGCGGUACUGUAUCAGUCGGCAUGGAGCACUUGUUACACCUCCAGGAGAUCCAAGUGCAUGCGGUCUGCAUUAGUAAGGAUUCCGUGGACAGGUUGAAAGAGGCUGAGGAUGCAUUCAAGGAGGCCUUGCUGAUGCACCCGAACCACCCUUCCGUCAUACGUAGUUCAUAG